AUGGCGGAUGAAAGCAGCUCGGACGCGUCCGACACCAGCCACCAUGCCGUCGAAUGUAAAUGGAGCAGGUCAGCGGUACAAGCAGGAUACGUAGAGGAUGCGUACAUCCGUUACUUCACCGAAGGCAAGAAGCAUGGGCCGAUCCACAACAUGCUUCACUUCCUGCGCAUCACCGCCAUAAGAAGAGCUGUGACCACCUUCAUCGAGCAGUUUCCGGAGGAAGACGUGCAGCUGGUUAACCUUGGCUGCGGUUUCGACACUCUGGCGUUCUGGGUGCUGCAGCAGUACCCGAACGCCACGUGCUUCGAAGCGGACAAACCGGAGCAGUUGCAGGCGAAGGCAACGAUGAUCAGGAACGCAUCACCUGUGAUGCAACUGUUGAAGGACUACGAGGAUGACGGGGAAGAGUUUAUAGUUGCCAAGAGAUACAAAAUGGUGCCGGCGGAUCUAAACAACAUUGCAGAAAUAGAGACGCUCGUGCCGAAAUAUGGCUUCUCCAGGGACUGCAGCCAACCCACCCUAUUCCUCAGCGAGUUCUCCCUUGUUUACUUGGGUGUGGAAAACAGCAACGAGAUCAUCAAGUUCGCUAAUAAGCUAUGCAAUCGCCCGUCCUGCUUCGUGUAUUGGGAGCCGACAAGGAUCGAAGACAAGUUCGGUCAACUCAUGCUCGAACGGUACAGAGAAUUUGGAAGCGAGCUACAUGGGUCGAUUGCUUACCCGACCAUAGAGAGCCAGAUCAAAAGGUACACCGAGCUCGGCUGGCAGAAGGUCGCGAUCAUGGACAUGAAUACCCUAUACAACGCACUCAUCACCGAUGAGGAGAAGAAAAGGGUCAAGGUAGGUGUUAAUAUUGGCGUCACCGCAUCGAGCGCUUUGCAGAAACUUGAGUGUCUGGACGAGGUCGAGGAGAUAGUCAUAGUAUGCCAGCAUUACGUCAUAGGUAUAUGCGGCAACCAACCGGAGAAGCUAUCGAAGCUGUUCGGUACAUUCACCCAAACGGAGGCGAACAAAACGAUUAGAACUUACACAACGGAGGAAGUACGAGAAAUGAUACGAAGUGGUACCCUUUCCGAAAUGCAGCCGGCGCCAUUGAACACAGGGUGGCUAUCGUAG
This is a messenger RNA of Babesia ovata, 1113 nucleotides long. RefSeq lists its product as uncharacterized. Gene Ontology annotation, biological process: methylation. NCBI's taxonomy places the organism in Eukaryota, Apicomplexa, Aconoidasida, Piroplasmida, Babesiidae. The record is from RefSeq and is a predicted model, not a curated record. Gene Ontology annotation, molecular function: methyltransferase activity. The transcript is spliced from 9 exons. The coding region runs from base 1 to 1113 and encodes 370 amino acids.